GAUGGGGAUUGGUGAGGAGACCCGUCUUGGAGAAGUGCAAACAAUGGAUCGGGGAUUAUGUUGCUCUUUGCUUUUGCUGCUUGCCCUGAAGGCAGCCGCUCCAAAGAGAGGGAAUGGAUCGGGACCCAUUUGGGGCUCCAGUUGGGGGGCCACAGUUGGGCCUUUGGGGUCUCCCCCUCCUCUGUUUGACUGCUCCCUGCAAGGGGUGGGAGAUUGGCCCCUCUCCCCAACUUCCAUGGAAAUGGUAGCCAACCGCAGCCAGAAUGAACAGGAAGGCCAUGUCGGAGAUUUUCGGAUUUGGGUCAUACUCCCCAUCUUCCUACUCUUAGCUUUUAUCUUCAUCUUAACAUGUUGCUGCGAAUGCCUCCUGAAACGAAUGAUAGCCGCCUUCGAACGAAACUGGAGGAGCAAUAACCUCCCCCUGAGGGUCUUCAACCAGAGCUCCAGCAAUGGCUACGGGGCUUUUGAAAACAUCGAAAGGCAGGCUCCUGAUAUAGAGGGAUCUCAAGAUAGUGCCGCUUCAGUGGAUGAUGGGAUCAUUUGGAUGAGGAUCCCUCCUCGGGAGAGAGGAGACUCUGAGGUCACCCUGGAAGCAGACAAGGUGGCUUAAGCCAUCCAAGGUCUGGCCAAAGCAGGACUACGUCCCAUUUUAGGCCAAAUCAAGGCAUCCUCUGUGACUGUUUUUAAUCCCAUGUUAUCGACUAGGUUUUCUUUUAAAUGUAAUGACUUCCCCCAAGUUGCCCUUUGCAAACGGGACACUGGUUUGACCCCAUUCUGCUCCAAUUCCAAAGUGUGUACGUUGGACUACAACUCCCAUCAGCCAGCAGUGAAGGAUGAUGGGAGUUCAAUAACAACAGCUAGAAUGUCUUCAUCACAGCCCUGGGCAAACUUUGGCCCUCCAGGUGUUUUGGACUACAACUCCCACAAUUCCUAAC
Molecule: messenger RNA, 935 nt
Organism: Anolis carolinensis (green anole)
Lineage: Eukaryota; Metazoa; Chordata; Lepidosauria; Squamata; Anolidae
Exons: 2
Coding region: 2-610 (202 amino acids)
Source: RefSeq, a predicted model, not a curated record